ACUGCUGUCACAGACUCACAACAAGCGCGAGACUACUAUGCUCAGCGAGAAAGCAAAAGGGAAGCAGCGUGAAAUAGACCUGCCCCUUGACCAGCCCUCGUCCUCGACACCGCCGAACGAUUCAAGAGACCUGACGAUCCGAUUUACUGAGGGUAUUCCCGACUUUAGCCUCACAGUCCGUCCGAAGCACACAGUAAGGGAUGUUAAAGCUAAUAUAGUUAUAGGUCUCCCUCAAUUGAAAGACCGUCGGCUUCGUCUUAUACACGCAGGACGUCUAUUAACGGAUGGAACGCUCCUUCACGAAUGGCUGACAACCCUCGAGGAACGACAGGAGCGAGCCUCCGCUCGUUCACAAGAGAGCUCAAAGGAGGACCACCUCGUGACGUGGCUGCAUUGUUCUGUUGGCCCCCAGAUCGAGCCUGGAGAGAGUGAGGAGGAGAAACCACAGGUUGCUCAACUUCAGCCACUGAGGGGAUUCGACAGGCUUACUGCCGCAGGAUUCUCUGAAGAGGACAUUGCGAAUUUCAGACGACAGUUUCAUAGCCAAUCAUCGUUAAAUUAUCUUGACAUCGAGUUUGAGAACGAAGAAGAUUAUGAUGAACACGCCCGAGCUCUCGAAGAACAAUGGAUAGAUUCAAUGGAUAGUGUCAACACAGCGGCGCUUUCUUCUGCAUCUUCACAGAGUCUCAUUCUCCGCGGGAUUGUUAUUGGGUUUUUCUUCCCCAUCAUUCCAUUUUUCUUCCUACGUGAAACAAAGGCCGCAGUUUUCUGGGAUGAGGGCGAGCACGAGAGUGGGGAGAGCGUCAUAUUUUCACGGCGCACACAAGUGGGAAUCGUUUUUGGAUUCUUGGUGAAUUUGCUCUUUGGGAUGUGGAGAUAUUUGCUGGACACGUCGUAGGUGCACAUGGUAACUCUUAUCACUGAAAUUAUUGCAUACGGCCCAAGAUAACAACACCUAUCGGUUCAUCGCAGUUUGCUAAUAUAGUGCUUAUCCCCAGAGUGACUGCAUUCAUACAGAACAAACAUUUGGCAGCAUUCGUAUCAAUGUCAUAAAUCUAUGGGUUAUUGUCGGACGAGUUAUCAGACGUUUUGGGUGACAGCCUGGUUUCAUCAAGUCCUCACCAGACAAGCGUCACUGCUUACGU
Molecule: messenger RNA, 1145 nt
Organism: Suillus paluster
Lineage: Eukaryota; Fungi; Basidiomycota; Agaricomycetes; Boletales; Suillaceae
Product: DUF2407 C-terminal domain-containing protein
Exons: 5
Coding region: 38-898 (286 amino acids)
Biological process (GO): protein processing
Cellular component (GO): Dsc E3 ubiquitin ligase complex; endoplasmic reticulum
Molecular function (GO): protein binding
Source: RefSeq, a predicted model, not a curated record